Erythranthe guttata (spotted monkey flower) is the source of this 2530-nucleotide messenger RNA. RefSeq names its product transmembrane 9 superfamily member 9. The record is from RefSeq and is a predicted model, not a curated record. Gene Ontology annotation, cellular component: membrane. NCBI's taxonomy places the organism in Eukaryota, Viridiplantae, Streptophyta, Magnoliopsida, Lamiales, Phrymaceae. Gene Ontology annotation, biological process: protein localization to membrane.
AAUUAAGCUAUCUCAGUCAAUUAAUGAAUGAUUAUUUACUAUCUAGUCCGCACUAACAUCAUCAUCCAUCUGAUUAUCACUGAUCCCAAUCCAACGGUCGAGAUCUACUCAUCUUCAAGCAAAAACUGUCAAACAACUUGAUCCCUCAGUUGGAUUUUUGCUUUGCUUCCAUUUUCCUCCUCGUUCCUUCCGUACUCUUCACUUUUCGACGCGCACACACAACAUUUACACGCAAAUAUAGAUGUAUUAGAGAGAGAGAGAGAGAGAGGUUGGAGGGGAUUCUGGUGUGGCGUCUGGAUCUAGAUCUUCGAUCGGCGAUUCUGUAGUGGUGAGUGUUGAGGUGGACUGGAGAAAAGAUGGCCGCCGCCGGGAUGAAGAAUCAGGCGAUUUUUGUGUCGCUUCUCCUCUUCAUCAACGCCGCCCACUCAUUCUACCUCCCCGGCGUCGCGCCACAAGAUUUCCUCAAGGGUGACCUUCUAAAGGUGAAAGUGAACAAACUAACCUCUGUAAAAACUCAACUUCCCUACUCCUAUUAUUCCCUUCCUUAUUGCAAACCAGAGAAAAUUGUGGAUAGUGCUGAAAAUCUUGGGGAAGUUCUUCGUGGUGAUCGUAUUGAGAACUCUCCAUAUGUGUUUAAGAUGCGAGAACCACAGAUGUGCACUGUUGCUUGCCGUAUUAUACUUAAUGCUAAAGAGGCAAAGGAAUUUAAAGAUAAGAUUGAUGAUGAAUAUCGAGUAAAUAUGAUUUUGGAUAAUCUCCCUCUAGUUGUGCCUAUCAAAAGACUUGAUAUGGACUCCUUGAUGUAUCAGCAUGGUUUCUUUGUUGGUCUGAAAGGACAGUACACUGGAAGCACAGAUAUGAAGUAUUUUAUCCAGAACCACUUGACAUUUAUCGUUAAGUACCAUAAGGACGAAGAAACUGGUGCUGCAAGAAUUGUGGGAUUUGAAGUCAGCUCAUUCAGUGUUAACCAUAAAUACGAGGGUGAUUGGGAUGAUAAAACACGAUUGACAACAUGCGAUCCACAUGCAAAACGCACAGUAACUAGUUCCGAUAAUCCACUGGAAGUCGAAGAUAAGAAGGAAAUUAUUUUCACGUACGAUGUAGAGUUUCAGGAAAGUGAAAUCAAGUGGGCAUCUAGAUGGGACACUUAUCUUUACAUGCCUGACGAUCAAAUCCAUUGGUUUUCAAUCGUAAACUCUCUAAUGAUUGUACUUUUUCUCUCGGGAAUGGUAGCCAUGAUUAUGCUGCGAACACUCUACCGCGACAUCUCAAAGUACAACCAAUUGGAGACUCAAGAAGAAGCUCAAGAGGAAACUGGCUGGAAAUUAGUCCACGGAGACGUUUUCCGGCCUCCAACAAACUCGAAUCUGCUCUGUGUCUAUGUCGGAACUGGAGUUCAAUUUUUGGGGAUGAUACUAAUCACCAUGGUUUUCGCAGCACUUGGGUUCCUCUCCCCUUCUAACCGAGGCGGACUAAUGACAGCUAUGCUUCUGCUCUGGGUUUUCAUGGGCGUUUUCGCUGGAUAUGCUUCUUCUCGUCUCUAUAAAAUGUUCAAAGGAACCGAAUGGAAGAAAAUCACUCUCCAAACGGCUUUUAUGUUCCCCGGUAUUCUCUUUGCUAUUUUCUUCGUUUUAAAUGCCUUAAUUUGGGGGGAGGAAUCCUCUGGUGCAGUCCCAUUCGGUACCAUGUUAGUAUUGGUCCUCUUGUGGUUCGGAAUUUCGGUACCGCUCGUUUUUGUGGGAAGUUAUGUCGGUUUUAAGAAGCCAGCUAUUGAAGAUCCGGUGAAAACCAAUAAAAUCCCGAGGCAAAUACCGGAGCAGGCUUGGUACAUGAACCCUUUCUUCUCUGUACUAAUCGGGGGCAUACUUCCAUUUGGUGCGGUAUUUAUCGAGCUGUUUUUUAUUCUCACUUCGAUAUGGUUGAACCAGUUCUACUACAUAUUCGGUUUCCUAUUUCUAGUGUUUGUGAUCUUGAUUGUGACGUGUGCGGAGAUUACUGUUGUGCUGUGCUAUUUCCAGCUCUGCAGUGAGGACUAUUUGUGGUGGUGGAGAUCUUAUUUGACUUCUGGUUCUUCGGCUUUUUACCUCUUCCUUUACGCGGCGUUUUAUUUCUUCACGAAGCUGGAUAUAACAAAACCUGUUUCGGGUGCUCUUUAUUUCGGGUAUAUGUUGAUUGGUUCGUUUGGUUUCUUUGUGCUGACCGGUACGAUUGGUUUCUAUGCCUGUUUCUGGUUCACGAGGCUCAUCUAUUCGUCUGUAAAGAUUGAUUAAAUAGGUCCUUUAGAAACAAAAAAAAAAAGCAAAAAAAGCGUAGUGUAAUACUUGUCGAAAGUUGGAUUCUAGUACUUUGCCUUUUCGUUUAGCCUGAUAACCGGGUUAGGCCAUAGAUUCAUUACAAGUGAUUAAUAGUAGUUUGUCAUUCAUAUUUCAUACUGGAUGGCCUUUUUUGAGUCUUUAUGUAAUAUUUGUUAUUCUCUGUUAUUACUUGUUAAAAACAUUUAUAAAGACAUUUUUGGUGGAUUUUGAAGCAA